AUGGGGUAUCUGGCGGCGCUGCAGGCGCUGAAGCGCAAGAAGCGGUACGAGGGGAAGUUGGCGCAGCUGGAUGGGACCCUGUCAACCAUUGAGUUCCAGCGGGAGGCGCUGGAGAACGCCACUACUAACACUGAGGUGCUCAAGACUAUGUCGGACGCCGCCCGCGCCAUGAAGCAGGCCCACCAGAACAUGGACAUUGACAAGGUGGACGACCUCAUGUCCGAUAUCACGGAGCAGCAGGACAUUGCCCAGCAGAUCUCAGAUGCCAUCUCCAAGCCUGUGGGCUUUGGUGACGACGUGGAUGAGGAUGAACUACUGGCUGAGCUGGAGGAACUGGAGCAGGAAGACCUGGACAAGGAGCUGCUGAACGUGGGGGAGCCGGAGCUACCGGCUGUCCCGAGCACCCACCUACCGGCUGUACCAGCCACCACGGCCACAGCCACAGACGAAGAGAAGGAACAACUAGAGCAACUGGCUGCCUCGCUUUCCUGA
This is a messenger RNA of Alligator sinensis (Chinese alligator), 492 nucleotides long. RefSeq names its product charged multivesicular body protein 4A (gene CHMP4A). Gene Ontology annotation, cellular component: multivesicular body; cytoplasmic side of plasma membrane; ESCRT III complex. Gene Ontology annotation, biological process: late endosome to vacuole transport via multivesicular body sorting pathway; vesicle budding from membrane. The coding region runs from base 1 to 492 and encodes 163 amino acids. The transcript has 5 exons. The record is from RefSeq and is a predicted model, not a curated record. Lineage: Eukaryota; Metazoa; Chordata; Crocodylia; Alligatoridae.